AUGGGCUUCCAGGACGCGCCCAGCGGGAGCGGCGGCGGCGGCGGGAACCUGUCCCUCGCCAGCGUCGGCUUCGCCGGCGCCGGGGUCGGGGUGGGGGUCGGGGCCAAAGGGGCCGCCGGCGGCGGCGGCGGCGGAUACAAGGAGCUCCUCGUCAUGGCGCUGCCCAAGGACGACGGCCUCGACGCCGCCAAGGUCAUCGGCGCCGGCCUGCCGGACGUCGGGGAGGCCGUCAGGGCAUUUUUUAGAAGUAGAGAGAUUAGAGAAUUUGCCAGUGGGGCGUUAGCUGGUGCUAUGUCCAAAGCUGUUCUUGCUCCCCUUGAGACUAUCAGGACAAGAAUGGUUGUAGGCGUAGGGUCCAGACAUAUCGGUGGUAGUUUUGUGGAGAUCAUGGAACAAAAUGGGUGGAGAGGGCUUUGGGUGGGUAAUACAAUCAACAUGAUCCGCAUUAUUCCCACUCAAGCAAUUGAGCUUGGAACAUUUGAGUAUGUCAAAAGGGGCAUGAAGUCAGCACAAGAGAAAUGGAAAGAGGAUGGAUGCCCAAAGCUACAGCUUGGUAAGAUGAAAAUCGAUAUUCCACUCCACUUGUUAUCUCCAGUUGCUAUUGCUGGUGCGGCUGCUGGAAUUGCUGGUACAUUGAUGUGCCAUCCUCUUGAAGUAAUUAAGGAUCGCCUGACCGUGGAUCGAGUGACUUAUCCUAGCAUUAGCAUUGCCUUCAGCAAGAUAUAUCGAACUGAAGGUAUCAGAGGUCUCUAUUCUGGCCUCUUCCCGACACUAAUUGGCAUGCUUCCUUACAGCACAUGCUACUACUUUAUGUACGACACAAUCAAGACCUCAUACUGCCGCCUACAUAAGAAGAAAUCCUUGAGCCGUCCUGAGCUACUCAUUAUCGGAGCUCUGACAGGUCUGACGGCGAGCACGAUCAGCUUCCCCCUGGAGGUGGCGAGGAAGCGGCUCAUGGUAGGAGCCCUGCAGGGGAAGUGCCCGCCCAACAUGGUGGCGGCCCUGUCAGAAGUGAUCCGGGAGGAGGGCCUCCUGGGGAUCUACCGCGGGUGGGGGGCGAGCUGCCUCAAGGUGAUGCCGAAUUCGGGCAUCACCUGGAUGUUCUACGAGGCGUGGAAGGACAUCCUCCUGGCCGAGAAGGACAAGCACCUCGACUAG
Molecule: messenger RNA, 1158 nt
Organism: Triticum turgidum subsp. durum (durum wheat)
Lineage: Eukaryota; Viridiplantae; Streptophyta; Magnoliopsida; Poales; Poaceae
Source: the annotation of a GenBank genome assembly